AUGGAUAAAAAAAUAACUAACCUCCAAACCCUCAACAAACACUGGUAUGAAUUUUAUACAGCAGUUAAACAAUCGGCAGCAAAACAUAUACCCACUACAACAACAUCACUCAAAACCUUUCAUGCAUUUUCUACAAAGGCUACA
Ambispora leptoticha is the source of this 144-nucleotide messenger RNA. NCBI's taxonomy places the organism in Eukaryota, Fungi, Glomeromycota, Glomeromycetes, Archaeosporales, Ambisporaceae. The record is from the annotation of a GenBank genome assembly.